Molecule: messenger RNA, 1447 nt
Organism: Pelmatolapia mariae (spotted tilapia)
Lineage: Eukaryota; Metazoa; Chordata; Actinopteri; Cichliformes; Cichlidae
Gene: wars2
Product: tryptophanyl tRNA synthetase 2, mitochondrial
Exons: 6
Coding region: 14-1111 (365 amino acids)
Biological process (GO): mitochondrial tryptophanyl-tRNA aminoacylation
Cellular component (GO): mitochondrial matrix; mitochondrion
Molecular function (GO): tryptophan-tRNA ligase activity; ATP binding
Source: RefSeq, a predicted model, not a curated record
GCUAUAAUCAAAGAUGGCGCUCCCCAUGCGGAAUAUCUUGAAACAUUUCCCCAGAUUCAUUCAGAAGUUAAACUCGCCGAAAAGAUUGCUUUGCGCAGGACUUCGUCCGGAAAACAAGGAGGCUCCAAGAAGUGGCCGUGUAUUCUCAGGGAUUCAGCCUACUGGAGUGCCCCACCUGGGAAAUUACCUGGGUGCUCUGGAGAACUGGGUGUCCCUGCAGGACCAGUACCCCUCAGUCCUCUACAGCAUUGUGGAUCUGCACUCCAUCACCCAGCCCCAGGAUCCGACACAGCUCAAGAGUAACAUACUGGACAUGGCUGCCAGCUUGUUGGCCUGCGGUAUCAACCCAGAGAAAGCGAUACUCUUCCAGCAGUCUCAGGUGUCCGAGCACGCUGAGCUCUCCUGGAUCCUCGGCUGCCUCACCAGUAUGCCUCGGCUCCGCCACCUACCGCAGUGGAAGAUGAAGAGCAAAGUGAAGAACGAAGGCAGCGUUGGUCUCUACACAUAUCCCGUCCUCCAGGCUGCUGAUAUUCUUCUCUACAAGUCCACUCACGUCCCCGUCGGAGAAGAUCAGGUCCAACAUUUGGAGCUGGCUCAGGAUCUUGCUCGCAUCUUCAACAACCGCUACGGAGAGCUGUUCCCUGAACCCUGCGCCCUGCUCAGCUCAACACGAAAAGUCAAAUCUCUCCGCGACCCCUCAGCCAAAAUGUCCAAGUCAGACCCCCAAACGAUGGCAACCAUUUCCGUCACAGACACUACUGACGACAUCGCCCUCAAGAUCCGACGUGCCGUCACAGACUUCACCUCUGAAGUUACCUUUGACCCGGAGACGCGUCCUGGUGUUUCCAACCUGGUAAACAUUCACGCUGCCGUGGCGAUGAUAAGCGUGCAGGAGGCUGUGUCUCAGGCGAGAGGAUUGGACACCGGAGCCUACAAGAAGCUUGUAAGCGAGGCUGUGAUCCAGAGGUUGACGCCCAUCAGAGAGGAAAUCGAGAGGCUGAGGUCGGACCGGGCUCACCUGGAGCGAGUGCUGGCUCAGGGGACGUGCAGGGCGCGGGAACUUGCUGCACCUGUGCUCGCAGAGGUCCGACAGAGAGUGGGCUUCUGCUGAGAGACAAGAAAAUGACCCCACAUUUAUACUGUGAGCCUCUCAGUUAAUUACUGCUGCUGGUGGAAAAAGACUCAGCUACAGAGUGAUACUGGUCAGACUUUACAAGGGUGACUUCUUAUUUUGCUCCGUGUAUGUCCUCAGUGAAAUCAAAGUGGAAGCUCGUCUUUCGAUGCAGUUGUUACAUCUUAUUUGCUUUUGCUCAUGUUUUACAUAAUCAUUCGCAGCCUGUUUAUUUGCCUUCUGAUUCUGGCUGUAUGGGUUUCAUCACAAGCCAUCGUUUUGUUUUUAUCAUUAUUAUUAUUAUUUUUACAACAUUUUAUCUUCUUGUUGCUAGCG